GUGUGUGUGUAGAGCUAGAAGAGUUCAGCUCAGCCUGUAUAACUGUGUACUCACUGUAUUCUCUUAUAAGCGGGUUAAAGAAUUAUACACUGUGAGAAAUAUACUCUAAAAUCCAGGUCUCGAAUCAGCCAAUCACGUGCCGCUUCUAAUCUCUGCUUAAUUAAUAUUCAUGAGCUCGCCUCACUUCCCUGACCUGGUGUGUUUGCAUGUGUUUUUUUGGCUGAGGUGAGCAGAAGUCGACUUCCUGACUCUUUUGUUUUGGGAUUUUCCCUGGAAAGACGGCACGCACGAGGCGGUACAGCGGAUGUUUUAGUGUCUGCACUGGAGAUUUAGAAAGAGAAACACUCCAGUUGGGAAUUAUAUUUCAGCUUUAAUCUCUCCUUCAGCCGGAACUGAGAGGAAAACUGCAGCUGUUCGGGCAGAAUGAACUGCUUUUUAAUACCGUGUGUGAAAUACCUGCUGCUUAUCUUCAACCUUCUCUACUGGCUGGCAGGUACAGUUGUGUUGGCUGUGGGUCUCUGGCUCAGGUUUGAUCCCAGGACUAAAAACCUGUUUGAAGGUGACGACUCUCCGAGUGGCUUCUACACAGUGGUGUGCAUCCUCAUAGCCAUAGGAGGAUUGAUGAUGCUGGUCGGGUUCCUCGGUUGCUGCGGCGCCAUUCAGGAGUCGCUGUGCAUGCUGGGAUUGUUUUUCUUCUUCCUCCUGCUUAUCUUUGUUGUGGAAGUGGCCAUUGGGAUUUGGGGAUUUUCCAUCCAGAGUAAGGUUGUUGAUGAUGUCACCCAGUUCUACAAGGAAACCUACAAGAAAUACAAAGAGGACAGACAGGAUGCUCUGCGAGAGACCCUGCAUCUGAUCCAGAACGGGCUGAACUGCUGUGGACCCUUCAGCUCCGAGGACACGGACACUCCCGAGGAGACGUGUCCUGAGCGCGAGGGCCUGGAAGUGCUCAUCACCAAGAGCUGUCCUGAUGCUAUUGAGAAAUUCUUCACCUCUAAACUCCACAUCAUUGGCGGUAUUGGGAUCGGAAUCGGAGUGAUCAUGAUCUUGGGCAUGAUCUUCAGCAUGAUGCUGCUGUGUGCCAUCAGGAAGAGCCAGGAGAUCGUCUGAGGGGCGUUUAUGCCCAACUCUGCCGUAUUCGUGUUGCAUGAUUUCCAUCCCGAAGCUCUCGCUGUCACCGCCGGCUCUGCGCAGCUCGCCUCUGAUGGGUGGGAAUUUCACUUUUCACAGUUUAGCUCUAUGAUCGGCUCAUACCAUGAACAACGAAGCUGUAGAUUUAGUCGAGUUUGUGGAGCUCGUUGGAAAAUAGAUUUUUUCACUGUUAAUGUCAGAACUGACAAUUAUGUUGUUGUUGUUGUUGUUGUUGUUUGCAUUCUGCCUGUCACUCCGCUGAUAUUGUGUUGAUAAGAACACAUCUAUGACCUUUUUAAACAUAUUCAUGUGUGAGGGGUUUUUUUUUUCCUUCAUUAUUUAUGUUACUCAAAUAAUUUUAUUGCUCUGUAUUGGCAAUCAUGAUGCUCCACGGUCCAUUCCAGAAUUAUUGGCACCCUUGUUUGUAUAAAAUAAACAUGAUAAUUUGAAAGUUCUUAUGAGAAAAAUCGUUCUCAUAAAAAAAAAAAGGUCUUCUUUUAAAUAAUUAAAUAUUAGUAUUUUCUCUCAAACACACGUGCACCAUCAGAGGAAUAUGAUAUGAAUAUGAGGUUGCACACACAUAAAAUCUCCUUAUUAUCCAUCCAAAGCACUUCAGCACAAAUAAAGACCGGGCUGCCUCUGCCACAGGGUUAUGAUUUGAUCAUAGACGGAUGUUUCAGCGAGACACUGACCCUUGAACCUUGUUGACACUGUGUUGUGAAUCAAUCCGGAGGUCCCUGUGCACAGGUCUAAGAAUAUAAAAGAGAUCACGAUGUGCAUGGAGGAAUGGCCGAGACCUUCUACACCUGCCUCCGACCUCGUCACAGGAGGAGACCCAGUGCUGUUCCUCUCUCCUUACAGGUCUGAGGUUGAAACAUGAAAUGAAAUAUUAAUUUAAUAAUAAUAAUAAUAAUCGUGGGGGGUGCCAAUAAUUUUGAAACAGGUUUUAAAGACAUUGUUACACAUUGUGAUCGAUAUUAUUAUAAUGAAAAUAUUAUAAUAAUGUUACAUUUUAAAAUAAAUAGUAUACAGUGCCCCUGUAUGUGUACGCUCAAAACAUUAUCGCUUAUCGCAUGGGAUUUAUUUUCAAAUAGCUUUUUAUUAUUAUUAUUAUUAUUAUUAUUUUUAGUGAGAGGGGGCCAAUAAUUUUUGAGAGCACUGUGGGUCAAAAGGUUAGAGUGUGUGUGUGUGUGUGUGUGUGUGUGUGUGUGUGUGUGUGUGUGUGUGAGAGAGAGAGAGAGAGAUGGUGAUCAGGUCCUCAGUCAGCAGGUCGGUAAUGAGGAAUCUACAGGAAACACUAAUGAACGAAACGUUUGAUCGUGACGUUAAUCACGGCGAUGACUCACACGUGAAUCUGAAGCUUCCUGAGUUUCCCUUUUCCCUAAAAACCUGGGAUUCGUGGUAGAAAAAGUCAAUAUUUUAAAUAGGUUUGAACUGAAUCUAAAUGAGGAGAAGCGUUAAUAACAUUAGUGUCUCAAACUGCUUGAAAAGAACUGAGUAAUUACAUGUUGAAUUAUUUAAUGAAAUUAUUCAUAAUCGCACGUUAAAGGUUAUUAGCUGUUAAGAAUUUUAUUUCGAUCCUACACUUACUUUUUCUUAAACUUUCAGUCCCUGCAGGAUUUCGUGGAGUUUUUAUUUUUGUGCUUUUUUUGCGGAAAUCUACUCGAAUCGCACGAACUUGAUGUUUGUUGGUCAAUGAGAGCUUUCAGCUGUACUCGUGUUGGACGCACGUGAAUCGAGCAGGGCGUUGUGAUGACGUCACAUGACGCGUCUCGGCAAACACCUGCAGUAAUUGUGAAAAAUCGCACGCGCCUCCGAAUAUCGCAGAGUUUGCUUGGUUUUGCGUUCAUUCCUGCGAUGGUUAAACGAACACGACGUGGACUUUCCCCGGAGCUUUUGUUAAAUAUUCAUUCAGUUUAUAAUAUUUCGUUCGGGUGCAAAUCCAACAGGACUGUCUGAUGGUACGCGUGCAUCAUCAGGAACGCAACACAGAUCGCUUGUGUAUAUUUUAAUUCCAGCCAAGAAGUUACUGCAGCUGUUCUGGAAGGAAAAGGCGGCUCCCGCGGUCCAGUUAUGGCUUAGAGAGUUGAUUUCUGCUUUACACCUGAGCGAAUUAGACCCCGUCUGAAGGGUAAAUUUAAGCAGUUUGAUCAAAUCUGGUACUCCUUUAUCGUGACGGAAGCCCCUGCACUCGUACGUCAUUUUAUUAGUGCAAUGUUCUAACAUUUCCUCAUCGUGCCUCCUCUAAUCAUGUAAACAGGUCUGCUGGGGGAUGGAUUUCUCUGUAUAUGUGUACAAGAAACUGUAAGAAGUUUUGUUUUCCAUUAAGACUUAUUUGACAAAUAUUUAUGCAAUUAAAUCAAAUGAAACGGUCAUGUGUUAAUUAUAAAGUAAAUUGUACAAUGUUGUCUCCAUGUUCACACUGAGAAUAUAAACUGCACUUGUGGAGGAAAAUAUUUACAUAUUUACAAAUAUAUUUCUCUUUCUUCUUAGUUUUGUUGUAAUAUGAUUUCAUGUGAAUAACUGAAUAAAUCGUGUGUACACAA
Ictalurus punctatus (channel catfish) is the source of this 3674-nucleotide messenger RNA. It is a transcript of the gene cd9a, whose product is annotated as CD9 molecule a. Gene Ontology annotation, cellular component: membrane. The coding region runs from base 424 to 1107 and encodes 227 amino acids. Lineage: Eukaryota; Metazoa; Chordata; Actinopteri; Siluriformes; Ictaluridae. The transcript has 8 exons. The record is from RefSeq and is a predicted model, not a curated record.